Pseudophryne corroboree (corroboree frog) is the source of this 2556-nucleotide messenger RNA. It is a transcript of the gene SAMD12, whose product is annotated as sterile alpha motif domain containing 12. Gene Ontology annotation, biological process: cell surface receptor protein tyrosine kinase signaling pathway. The transcript has 5 exons. The record is from RefSeq and is a predicted model, not a curated record. Gene Ontology annotation, molecular function: protein binding. Lineage: Eukaryota; Metazoa; Chordata; Amphibia; Anura; Myobatrachidae. Gene Ontology annotation, cellular component: cytoplasmic side of plasma membrane. Bases 196 to 675 code for a protein of 159 amino acids.
GGCUGCAGUCUUUACAAUAAAAGUACUACAAAUCCCAGAAGCCUUUGCAGCUAGCCGAGAUUGCAGUUUGCAGGUUGCUCUGAGCAGCUGAUGAAAAGGGAAAACAGGAAAAAUAGCAGCUCUCUGGCAGAGAACACAACACACCUGGUCCCCGGGCUGCAGAAAUAAUGUGUGUGGUAAUGAGGUGCUGAGAUCAUGGCUGUGGAAGCUAUUCAUUGCAGUCGAAACUCCAAUAAUAUCGACCACCCUACCAGCACGGACAAUAUCAACCUGAACCCCAAGGGGGAACACGCUGACUCACCCUCCGCUAAGGACACUUCAAAAGUUCCAGAGCUCAAGGGGACACCCAAGAAACUGCAGAGCGAGCCAAAUGCACCAAAGCCCAGUAGUGUUAAAGGAACCAAGCCAGUAGCGUUCUGGACCCAGCACGACGUAUGCAAGUGGUUGAAGAAGCAUUGUCCCAACCAGCAUCAGCUCUACAAUGAGUCUUUCAAGGAGCACGACAUAACUGGCCGGGCUUUGCUACGACUCACAGACAAGAAGCUGGAGAGAAUGGGGAUCUUCCAGGAGAGUCAGCGCCAAUACGUCCUACAGCAGGUCCUCCAGCUAAAAGUCCGGGAGGAGGUCCGGAACCUCCAGCUGCUGACACAAGGCUCCACUGAAACUGCUCCGUAAUAUGACAGCAGCAGACAGAAGUCAGAUCUACCCUCCUGCAAGAAAUCGCAAUCUUCCAAAGCUCCUGCACAAGAGCGCAGCUGCGGGACGUCAUCACCGGCCAAACGAGGGGAAGGCUGCAGCGCGCUAUUAAGUCUGUGAUUUAUCGCUGCCUGUAACGUUGUGGUUUAAUGCUCUGUCUGUUAUUAUGUUCCCCUGGCAUGCGUUGCUACUGAGCAUACAGCAUAAUUUUCUUGGAACUCACUGUGCGUAACUGCUACGGCUAAACAAUGCUCCGGCGAUCACAAUAGCAUGCACCACUCACACAGCACUUAUCGAAUUCCUCUCUUAUUAAACGCAACACGGUUCUAUUCCUUCCUCGACGCCCUAUUCACAUCUGUCAGACGUGUUCACAAAGGCCCAACGCUAAUCAGAAUGUAAAUUUUACAGUUAGUUCUCGUCUAAAAUGUUCCUUCCUAAUGUAACAAUUUGCACGGUGGCACAGAAAGGGAGCGAAACAUUGUACGGCAACACUCUAGCAACUAUCCUGUAUAGAGUAAUCACAUUUCCGUCUCACUUCAUAUACGAAUGAUCAGGGUUUCUUAUAAAAGCAUUUCCCAAACCUAUGUUUUAGCCAGUCAUCCUGCAUAUGCUUAAUGCAUGUCAGUUUUGGUGCAGAUGAAUGGUUCAAAAUGUUCCCUCCUGUGUCAGUCUGUUCUGACGACAAGCGAACUGUACCUGAAUUAUAUUGUGCACUUACAGAACAGGUGUAGCCAAGGAUUACUGGACGUGAUAUGAGGACACCCUAUACGGAUUCCUUUUUAUACUAUCUCAAGUUCCUUUAAGCCGCCUGUCUCACUACCCCUGCCUCAUGCAGCCAAGUGGUCGCAGGACUUCCUCAGCGCAAGAUCAGCGUAUUCAUACCAUUUGCUAGUAAGUUGUAGACCCAUCGUACGUUCGAUGCAGGUCUGCUCUGCCCCUAGACUGCUGUAACUUACCUUGUGCAAUACGCUAUGGUUUGUCCCUGCUCGCACUGCGCCUUUCAGUCUCAGGACUGACCGUGGUACAUUACUAUUUAUAAAGAACCAAUAUAUUACACAGUGCUGUACAUCAGUGACGUGCGGGGAGGUGAAUGGCUGGGGAGGCACACAUGGGGAUGGGUCUGAAUGCUGAGAGCCUGUCUCACCCCCUACUCACUGUAACUCUCCCCUCACUACACCACUGAGUCUCCUACCUGCAUCCCUGUGUCUUCUCCUGCUGCUGCUGCUGACUGAGCUCCGACUACAGUGCACUUCCCGGUCACAUGACACAUCCGAGUGUCCAACAGUGCACAAGGCCCGCCCCCACACUCAGAGGCAUGCCUCUAUUAGCUCCCUUUCUGUGCCUCAUCUCUCGUCUUCCUGCAGCACCAGGGUUUUCCACACAGCUGCUGAGUGUUAUACAAAGGAUUACACCAGGGGUGGGCAAUUAUUUCAGCUGAGGGGCCACUUGACAUUUCCUGUCAGUAUCCGAGGGCCACAUACAAAAUAGCAGCUCGCCCCACUUGCCAAAAAUAUAGGGACGUGGCUUCAUGUGGAAGGGGUGUGGGCAAAAAAUAAUACAGAUUAAUAUUAGGCUGCACAAUAGUCUCCAUUAUUCAAAUUGCGCCACACAGCGCCACUUACACACAUUACACCAGGUAGAGCCCCUUUUACACACAUUACGGCAGGUAGAGAGCCUUUUUACACAUUAACAUUUUAUUUAGGAUAAUUAUUGUGCAACAAGCAAAUUAUCCAGUGGCUUAUGGCCCCUGGGGAAAGGUGUGACACGGUGACAGAACACGGUAGGGGUGACACAGUGACAGAACACGGUGGGGGUGACACGGUGACCGAACACGGUGGGGGUGACAGAACACGGGGGGUG